AUGCCGACUUCCCUAGCGGCAGUCAUCACGCUUUUCGCGUCGAGCGCGGCAGUCAUGGACUUUCGCGGCACGAGCAGCAUGAGUAACCGCGAGCGAGAGAGAUAUCUAGCAGAUUUAGACUGUCGCUACGGCUAUGGUAGUUUUGUGGGUAGUGAUGGUGCGGUGCACGUGGGGAUCGAGAAGGUGCCGUUUGUGCGGUAUGUAGAGGAUGUAGAGUUCAAGGAGAGGGUUGCAAGGAGGCGUAAGGGGAGUCCUGGGGGAAAUGGAAAGGAAGUAAGGUAUGCUGAGCUUGACAGGAGCGAGGAUGGUGAUCGUAGGGCAAGGGAAGAGGCGCACAGAGGAGGAGAAGAGCGUAGGGGAGAGGAGGAAGGGCGUUCUCCAUCCUCACUGGAAGACAUCCCGCUAGCGGCUGACGACGAGCUCCGCUGA
Molecule: messenger RNA, 429 nt
Organism: Ascochyta rabiei
Lineage: Eukaryota; Fungi; Ascomycota; Dothideomycetes; Pleosporales; Didymellaceae
Exons: 1
Coding region: 1-429 (142 amino acids)
Source: RefSeq, a predicted model, not a curated record